This is a messenger RNA of Ogataea philodendri, 1845 nucleotides long. RefSeq lists its product as uncharacterized. Bases 1 to 1845 code for a protein of 614 amino acids. NCBI's taxonomy places the organism in Eukaryota, Fungi, Ascomycota, Pichiomycetes, Pichiales, Pichiaceae. Gene Ontology annotation, biological process: transmembrane transport. The transcript has a single exon. Gene Ontology annotation, molecular function: transmembrane transporter activity. The record is from RefSeq and is a predicted model, not a curated record.
AUGAGUUCUUCCAAUCUUCACUCGAGAAACUCGAUCAGUUCAUCGUACAACACUGCGAACUCGUUCCACACUGCGAACUCUGUGAACGGGGAUGCGGUGUCUUCGGAACUCGGUUCAAAUCCAGUAGAGAAAAGUUCUGUUCCCGAUGCCGACGCACGUUCUAGCUCGUCCACUUUAGAGCAAGCGAGCGCCAGCUCUGCCUACGCCAGAAAGCCUACAGAGUACGCUCCAACUCCCGAAGAUGAGGAGUAUAACAUUGGCCAAGACGACUCCGACGCUCGCCGAGAGUCUAACCCUGACAUGUCUAGACAGCUCUCCAGAGUCUUGACUAACGCCAAGUCUAUCGAUGAGAGCGUUAGAAGACAGGAGGAAAUGGGAAUCCCAAUCCCUCCAAUGGGUAACGGUAGAGACUACCCACCUAUGUUACCAGACAAGGAACCCUACGUUGUUUCGUUUGACGGUGAAAAAGAUCCUUACCAUCCUCACAACUGGCCUUUGAAGACUAGAGUUAUCCAGUGUGCCAUCAUUGGUGCCAACACCUUCUGUAUUGCUUUUGGUUCUGCCAUUUUCUCUGCUGCCGUGCCUGCUGUUUCCAAAAUAUACCAUGUUGCCGAGGUUGUCUCCACUUUGAGUAUCACUCUCUAUGUUUUUGGUUUUGCUACCGGUCCUGUUAUUUGGGCUCCACUGUCUGAAUUGUACGGUAGACGUCCAGUGCUUAUUAUUUCAUCGUUUACAUUCGCCGUUUUCAACUUUGCCAUUGCAUGUUCCGACAGAUUGGAAUCGAUCUUAAUUUGUCGGUUUUUUGCCGGUUGUUUGGGUGCUGCGCCGAUGGUGGUGGUUCCAGCUGCCUUUGCAGACAUGUUUGGUAACAGAAGCAGAGGUACUGCCAUUGUUCUGUUUGCUAUUGCCGUGUUUGUGGGUCCUAUGCUUGCACCAUUCAUUGGUGCUUUCACUGUGGCCAACGAGAGUUUGGGCUGGAGAUGGACUGAGUUUAUCACCGCCAUCAUCUCUUCUGCAACUUUCGUUCUUAUUAUCCUGUUCCAAAAGGAGACCCACCACCCUAUUUUGUUGGUCGAGAAGGCAAGAGAGAUCAAGAGACGUACUAAGAACUGGGGAAUCCACGCUCCUCACGAUGAGUUCCAGCUCAGUGUCAAGGAAAUUGCUGAGAAUAACCUUACUAGACCCCUGAGAAUGCUUUUUACCGAGCCAAUCAUCUUAUUUGUGUCCAUCUACAACGCUUUCAUCUACGGAAUGUUGUAUCUCUUCUUGACCGCCUACCCGUUGGUGUUCCAAUCUGGAUACGGAAUGGCUCCAGGUGUUGCUGAGCUACCUUACUUCGGUAUGGUUAUCGGUGAGAUCAUUGGGGGUAUCUACUGUAUUUAUCAGGAGAAGUCAUAUGUCAGACAAUUGGAGGCAAAUAAUGGUAAGAUCGUUCCUGAGGCCAGAUUGGGACCUAUCAUCGUUGGUGGUAUUGCCUUCCCAAUUGGUAUUCUGUGGUUCACAUGGACAGGAAACUACCACAACACUGUUCAUUGGAUUGUUCCAACGAUUUCUGGUCUUUUCACCGGAUUUGGUCUGCUUGCUAUUUUCAUCCCAAGUAUCAACUACAUCAUUGAUUGCUAUUUGAUCUUUGCUGCUUCGGCAAUGGCUGGCAACACGUUCCUCAGAUCUGCGUUCGGUGCUGUUUUCCCGCUAUUUGCCAGCUUCAUGUUCAAGAAUAUGGGAACUAACUGGGCAGGAUUGCUUUUGGGAGUUUUCGCUAUCAUUUUGAUUGGAUGUCCAGUGGCUUUCAAGCUCUAUGGUAAGAAGCUCAGACAGAAGUCCAAGUUUGCAUUUGACCUUUAA